GCUAGCUCGUCAUGGCCAUGUCAAUCCUCGGCGCUCUCAAGCUCGCCCCGUCCCCUCCGGCGACGGCGGCGCAGCCGGCGUGGCUCGGCUCCUCCUCGGUGCGCUUCCACCUCGCCAACGCCGGCGCCGCCGCGCUGGUCGCCGCCUCGCUGCUCGUCGCCGACCCGGCCCUCGCGUUCAGGGUUAGUUGUAUUGCGUUUGUAGUUGUACCGGUCGACCGAGUGUCGUGGCGAGGCGAUUGAGGUGGCGUUAAUGGCGUGCGGGUGGAUGCGGGGAGGCGGGCCGUACGGGCAGCAGGUUACGCGGGGGCAGGACCUCACCGGCAAGGACUUCAGCGGCCAGACGCUCAUCAAGCAGGACUUCAAGACCUCCAUUCUGCGGCAGACCAACUUCAAAGGCGCAAACCUGCUCGGCGCCAGCUUCUUCGAUGCGGACCUCACAGCCUGCUGGCGCUCAAACCAGGUCAUCUUCAUCCAGGACGGCGACAACCUGGACCGGCUGCUGCAGCUGCUCGACCCGUCCGAGGGCAAGCUGAUGGCCAAGGGCCUCAUCCUCUCCGCCGUCAUGUCGCUGGCCGAGAUAGGCGCCGGGAGGAAGAAGAUCGUGUCGUCGGAGCACUUCGGGAGCCUCAAUGAGCUGGCCGACUCCGGCGACUCCGACGCCAAGAAGGUCGUCAAGAAGAUCGCCAACAACAGCAGGCUGCAGUCCAUGUUCAGCAAGAUAUGGAGCGCCUAAGUUAUUUUCCUGACCCUCAGAUGUCUUUACUAAACAGUUAAACACCCCUUUGAUUUAGCGUUAGUGCAUUUGAUUUGCUGUCCAUAGUUUCUGCAUAACUACAUCCAACCGUCAGUGUGAUUCCCUUGUGCUGUACAUUGCAACUUCAGUGAAAUCCAAGUUUUGUCA
Molecule: messenger RNA, 903 nt
Organism: Triticum aestivum (bread wheat)
Lineage: Eukaryota; Viridiplantae; Streptophyta; Magnoliopsida; Poales; Poaceae
Exons: 3
Coding region: 253-735 (160 amino acids)
Cellular component (GO): chloroplast thylakoid
Source: RefSeq, a predicted model, not a curated record